This is a messenger RNA of Ochlerotatus camptorhynchus, 640 nucleotides long. RefSeq names its product mantle protein-like. The record is from RefSeq and is a predicted model, not a curated record. The transcript has 2 exons. Lineage: Eukaryota; Metazoa; Arthropoda; Insecta; Diptera; Culicidae. The coding region runs from base 85 to 579 and encodes 164 amino acids.
GUUUACAGUCCUUUUCUUAGCUCACUGGCACUUGGUGUGCGUGGGUUGUUCGGAGAUACAAGAUACAAGAAAGUGUGAUAUAUUAUGAAGCUUUUUAUCAUUCUAUCUGUGGUAGUUGCCCUUGCGGCCGGUGCGCCAGCAGUUGAUCCGGAGAACCAGGGUAAAUCAGUUGAGAAGCGCGGUCUGCAUGACAGCCACUUUUCAUUGGAUCAUCACCAUCAUGUGGAAAAGAAGGUGAUUAUCACCAAGAACGUCCCGGUGCCUUAUCCAGUGGAGGUGGAGAAACACGUCAAGGUACCAGUGCCAUUUCCGGUGCCAGUGGAGAAGAAGGUUCCAGUAGUUGUCGAGAAGACUGUUCCAGUUUACAUCGAGAAGAAGGUCCAUGUUCCAGUUGAUCGUCCAGUUCCAGUUCCCUACAAGGUCCUAGUGAAAGUUCCCGUUGUACAGAAGGAGUACAUCGAAGUCCCCAAGCCAUAUGCCGUUCACGUUGACAGGCCCUACCCAGUCUAUGUGAAAAAGCCUGUCUACGUCGAGAAGCCAGUUGCCGUGUCGGUUAAGAUCAGACAUCACAAGCAUUGAAUUAUGUAGCCGUUGACCUAUGUUCUGUGUUUUUGUUAACAUUCGAUGAGCAUUUGCGAGU